This is a messenger RNA of Musa acuminata subsp. malaccensis (wild Malaysian banana), 453 nucleotides long. The record is from RefSeq and is a predicted model, not a curated record. NCBI's taxonomy places the organism in Eukaryota, Viridiplantae, Streptophyta, Magnoliopsida, Zingiberales, Musaceae.
AUGUCUCCUGAAUCGUCUUCCUCGUCGUCGAAGAAGAAACGGAGGAAUCUGGAGAUGAGGGUUGUAGAGAAUGCUAAUCGAAGACGCGUCACCUUCGCCAAGAGGCGCCAAGGCCUCUUCUCCAAGGCGGAGGAGCUCGGCGCCGUCUGCAGUGCCGACGUCGCCGUCGUCGCCUUUACCUCCUGCGGUAAGGCCUUCUCCUUUGGCGAUGACGCCAUCCGCCGCUACCUCCGCCUGGCGCGAGAACACGAUGGCAAUCAAGAUGGCAGGGAGGAGUGUGGCUCGGUGAAGGCAACGGGGAUGGAAGAUCCCGUCCGAAGACUGAGAUUUCUUGAGGAGCUCCGGCGUAAAGCAAUUGCUCGUGCCGAGGACCUGGCGCAAGCGCGGGCUGAGGCUACCGCGGCCAGCAGCAGCAAUGGGAGCACCGAGGCGGGGGAACCUCCAUUCUCCUGA